Molecule: messenger RNA, 534 nt
Organism: Mercurialis annua (annual mercury)
Lineage: Eukaryota; Viridiplantae; Streptophyta; Magnoliopsida; Malpighiales; Euphorbiaceae
Exons: 5
Coding region: 1-534 (177 amino acids)
Source: RefSeq, a predicted model, not a curated record
AUGAGCGAGCCAGCGGGCGCCGGUUCUGGACCUGUCCGCCAUACUGGUGGAUCUCGCUCUGCUCUCAAGCAUAUGCAUGUGAUGGAAAGGGAGCUUGGCCGGAAACCGAGUGCGACAGAGUUGUACACUCGCCUUCACUCCACGAAGGCUGACAAGAAGCCGAUCGACAAACGGGCUCAUGAUAUGACUGUGUUAAAUAUGUUAAGGACUUUCCCUGAAAAAUGGGACGCCAACACUGAGAGGCUUGCUGCUGCGACACAGCCUCAGACCGGAGAGGGUAGCUCCUCGAGCCCAGUUGCAGUGGACGAGACCCAGGUGUUUCUAGACAUCGAGGGCAUCAACAAGAAGAAACGUGUGUACGGCUUGGGUUCUGCGAGCAGCAGGUACGUCGGGCCAAGCAGCAGGGUGCAGCGAGGCAGCUCUUCUAGGACGUCGCAGCAGGCAGGCGAGGAGGUCGAGCGCCGUGUCCAGGCCGGCAUUCAAAGAGUCUGCGACUGGCUCAGCAACAGCAGGCUUCGAACAUGGCCCAUAUGA